Messenger RNA from Exophiala viscosa, 1755 nucleotides. RefSeq names its product heat shock protein 60. Gene Ontology annotation, biological process: protein import into mitochondrial intermembrane space; protein refolding; mitochondrial unfolded protein response. The record is from RefSeq and is a predicted model, not a curated record. Gene Ontology annotation, molecular function: ATP binding; ATP-dependent protein folding chaperone; protein-folding chaperone binding. Lineage: Eukaryota; Fungi; Ascomycota; Eurotiomycetes; Chaetothyriales; Herpotrichiellaceae. Gene Ontology annotation, cellular component: mitochondrial matrix; mitochondrial inner membrane. The transcript is spliced from 2 exons. The coding region runs from base 1 to 1755 and encodes 584 amino acids.
AUGCAACGCGCUCUCUCCUCCGCCGUGCGGUCCUCUUUGUCCUCCUCUUCUCCAUACUCCAGAUCGACGGGCAAGAGUUUACAACAGCUCCGAUUCGCCCACAAGGAGCUGCGCUUCGGUGUUGAGGGACGUGCUCAGCUAUUGAAGGGUGUUGAGACGCUCUCGAGAGCCGUCGCUACUACACUCGGUCCCAAAGGUCGCAAUGUGUUGAUUGAAUCGAGCUACGGCUCACCCAAGAUAACGAAAGAUGGUGUUACUGUGGCCAGAGCAGUCACGCUGCAAGACAAGUUUGAGAACCUCGGUGCUCGCUUGAUCCAGGACGUCGCCUCCAAGACCAACGAGGUGGCCGGUGACGGUACCACCACCGCAACCGUCCUCGCCAGCGCCAUCUUCUCUGAGACUGUCAAGAAUGUGGCCGCCGGUUGCAACCCUAUGGAUUUGAGAAGAGGUACACAAGCAGCUGUCGAUGCCGUCGUCAACUACCUGCAAGCCAACAAGAAGGACAUUACCACCAGCGCUGAGAUCGCUCAAGUUGCUACCAUCUCUGCCAAUGGCGAUACUCUUGUCGGCACCCUUAUCUCCAAUGCCAUGGAAAAGGUUGGCAAAGAGGGUGUUAUCACAGUUAAGGAGGGCAAAACAAUUGACGACGAGCUCGAGGUCACCGAGGGCAUGCGCUUCGACCGUGGUUUCAGUUCUCCUUACUUCAUCACCGACACCAAGUCACAGAAGAUUGAGUUCGAGAAGCCUCUGAUCCUCCUGUCCGAGAAGAAGAUUUCCGCCGUUCAAGACAUCAUCCCUGCUUUGGAAGCCUCUACACAACAGCGCCGACCUCUCCUUAUCAUCGCCGAAGACCUUGAGGGUGAGGCAUUGGCAGUCUGCAUUUUGAACAAGCUCCGUGGUCAACUCCAAGUUGCCGCAGUCAAAGCACCAGGCUUUGGCGACAACCGCAAGAGCAUUUUGGGUGACAUCGGUAUCUUGACCAAUGCCACCGUUUUCACAGAUGAGCUGGACAUCAAGUUGGAGAAGGCUACACCUGACAUGCUUGGGUCUACUGGAAGCGUUACCAUCACCAAGGAAGACACAAUCAUUCUGAAUGGUGAAGGCAGCAAAGAUUCCAUUGCACAACGAUGCGAACAAAUCCGAGGCGUCAUGGCAGACCCAUCCACCUCCGAAUACGAGAAGGAGAAACUACAAGAACGUCUCGCUAAGCUUUCAGGUGGCGUUGCCGUCAUCAAGGUCGGCGGUGCCUCUGAGGUUGAAGUCGGCGAGAAGAAGGACCGUGUCGUCGACGCUUUGAACGCGACCCGUGCCGCUGUUGAGGAGGGUAUCCUGCCCGGUGGUGGCACUGCCUUGGUCAAGGCUGCUGCGAACGCACUGAAAGAUGUCAAGACCAUCAACUUUGACCAGCAACUUGGUGUUAGCAUCAUCAAGAAUGCUAUCACCCGACCAGCCCGCAAGAUUGUCGAGAACGCCGGUCUCGAAGGCAGCGUCGUCGUUGGCAAGGUCAUGGAUGACUUCGGUAGCGACUUCAACAAGGGCUUCAACUCGGCCACUGGUGAAUACGUUGACAUGGUGGCCAAGGGUAUCGUCGACCCAUUGAAGGUUGUCCGUACCGCUCUUGUUGAUGCAUCCGGUGUCGCUUCGCUUCUCGGUACCACGGAAGUUGCUAUUGUCGAGGCACCAGAGGAGAAGGGCCCUGCCGCACCACCUGGAAUGGGUGGUAUGGGCGGCAUGGGCGGCAUGGGAGGUUUCUAA